CAGGUAGACAGACAGUAAGGUGUGAACGAGUGUCUAACAGACUAUGAGAGUUUCCGUGACUAAAACCUACCAACGACUUCUGUUUUUGCGACGAUUACCACUGUGACUACAGUAGCCAGUACUCAACAGUAGUGCUAACCCGUUCACCAAAGGAAGAAAAUAGUGAUCAAUCUAAGAACAUCGUUCAUAUGUUAUUGAAAAUCCUGUGCAUUUGCCACUCAUCCAGACAAAAGUCUGCAGUGAAGAAGAGUAUAAAUUACCAAAUUUGUGAGUUAUAUAUUAAUGACAACAGUUACCCGUGGAUCUGAUCAAUUUUUAUCAAAGUCUUUUGUAUUUUAACUUGGAUAUACCUGACAAUGCUACACACUGCCAGCCGCAAGCGUUUCCAAAUGGCUAAGGCAGUUUUAGUAACUUUAACGUUUUCCUAAAUAAUGAGAUAAGUAAACUGAACUUGCUCAGCUCAAGGCAAGCUCGGAAUAAAAUCCCUUGUAAAAUGUGAUCGAUGAGGUUUAAAUAUGCCAGUUAAGUUUUUGUAGCAUCACAUAGUUAACGAAUCUAUAUAACUUAGGUGACCGAUUUUUGUUGGCUCUUAAGAUAUACCCAUCGACAGCGAGUGUUGUCUGAGGUGCAGGAGCAGCAGCAGCAGCAGCAGCAGCAGAGGGUUGUGAGUUAACGCUGAAGAUCAGCAGCCUAGCGAAGCAAUGAUCUCGACUGACGUGGCAGCGUUACUAAUGUUAGCACUGACAACUGCGGCGGCACCAGUGAACGUCAUCCAUGGGGACUUGUGUCGCCAGAUGGAUGGACGCAAGUUCUACCUGGAGGCUGGCACGAAGGCCUUUGUCGGCGCCUCCAACGUGAGCCUCCCUGCCUUUCCCAGGAUCGCCACCAGGACGCUAUCCAGCAGUCAUCCCACCUACCACCGCCCCGUCCGAAGUCACAGCAGGAGGGAGGGCCCGCAGCAGGUGGGUGCUCGUAAGCCUCGCUACAGUCACAACAUUACCUCUCUGCUCAUCUCUGCUCUCACCAACCACCUACUUCCUCACUCACACGAGAAGAGCUUCCACACACUGGAGGAACCACCACACACGCGCCAGCCUCCUCCUCCCACUACUGCAGCGCCUCCACCUGUCACACCAUCCUCAGUGAAGGUGACUCCUGUACACCCGCUACAGCUGCUGGACCACCAGGAUGAUGACAAAGAAACCAGUACGGAUGAGACCACUUCACUGAACCAGGAACCACAAACUGGUCAAACUACUUCACAGAACCAGGAACUAGAGACUGGUCAGGCCACUUCACUGAGCCAGGAACCCGAAGCGGAAAUAAUCACCUCUCUGAGUCAAGCCUUCCGGUGCGGGGCAGAGUUUUUUACCUGCCCGGACUGCCACCUGGAGUUCACCUUUCAGAAGGUGAACCUUCCCUCGUGCUCACACGAUGACUCUUGCAGAUGUGAUUACCUGAGGGUGCGAGAGCCGCCCUACGUCGGAGGUGCAGGUGGACUUGACGUGUGUUCCACGGGAGAUCACACCCCUAAGACCUUCGCCACGCAGACGAGGGAAGUCAUCCUCGAUUUCCUCUACACUAGGAGUUACCAAGACACCUUCGUCGUCUCCAUCACUGCCAAGCGCAACAAGUACCAGAUCAGAGGCAAGCUGAACGUGACGCAAGGAUACAUAAAGACGCCCUUUUUCCCAGAGCUGUAUCCAAAGGAGCACUGGAUGGAAUAUCAACUGAAGGCAGAAGAACCCAAUGCCAGGAUCAAAGUCAACUUUCAGGACUUUCAACUCUCACCAUGGAGCUUCGUCGAGAUACAAGACACGAACAGGUCCCGCGUGGCUGUCUUCAAUGGUAACGUGUUCAGGCCGCCCAUCUUAGUGUCAUCUGGGCCGACCAUAACUGUCAGGUUCAGUGGGAACGGCGAGACAGCUCGGGGUUUCAACCUACUUUACACUUUCGUCGAUGCAGAGAGCGUGGCGGCUGAACCAGCCAUAACAGACUGUGGAGGCUUCGUCACCAACUUCGGUGGUACAAUCACCAUGAUGAACAUGGCUAAGGACGACACCAACUAUACCAUAUACGACUGUGUGUGGAUCGUCCAGCCUCCCCAGAACUAUGCCUUCAAGUCUCACCUCUCCAUCAAGGUCGUCCAGUUUGAUGACAUGGUGUCGGGGACGCGGCUGGAGGUGCGUCGGGGGGUGACGAGCGAAGACUACCUGCUGGAGGAGCUGCAGGGGGAGAAGGGAGCCACCAGCGGACAAGAAUAUCUAGCUGCUGUUGAUACUGGCUUCUAUGUAAGACUGAAGGGAGCGUUUACCAAGGACUCCAAACUGGCCAUCGUCUACACCUCCUUCAGCUACUUGGGUAGUUGCUACACUCUGACAGACCUCAUGUGUCACAACCACCGCUGUAUACCCAAGAUGCUGCGCUGCGACGGCUUUGACCACUGCGGCGACAGCAGUGAUGAACCUCCCACCUGCUACAUAGGUCCAGGAAACAAGAACCUCACCCCGGAAGACGCCGCCUGGUGGUACCAACACACACCUAACUACUACUUUCCCCAGAAGACCAACCUCCUGCUGGGGGGACCUCACGGCUGGUCCAGUCUCCUCGUCCUCGUCGCAUUGAUCGCACUGGUGAUGACGGCAUUUGGUCUUAUAUCGUACAUGUUCAAGAGUGGUCUGCACGACCACAGGACGCUACAGAGGGAGCGGCGCGCCCUGGUCACCCACAGAGAUGGUUCUCCUAGAUCACCUUCUGACGGAGUGGAGGAGAUCGAUGCCUCGGCCGACGACCCUCCUCUCUAUGAACCUCCGCCUGACUAUGAAGAAGUAAUCAAGGUCAUCCUCUCUGGUAACAACCUUAAGCUUGUGCGUCGUCCCGGGGGAAUAACAGCUUGGGUACCUGACAAGUUGGCUACUGAAGGUGGAACACAGGAAGGUCAGCAGCCACUGAGAACCCGUCAUGCUUCUCUCGACCUGGAGCAAGGAAUGGAGGUGGUGUUAUGGAACCCCAACACCCUCAAUACUGAACAUGGUUGGAGUGAGACAGAAGGUAGAGAGGAGCCUCGGGCCACAGUGACUACACAAGCCUCUCUUGGUCACGUCCGUCGUUCCUCCCUGCCUGUCACGCCGCUGCCGGAGAUGCUGGAGGCUGAGGUGCAGGGUCAUAGUGUCAGUCUGGCUCCAGAAACCAUCAAGGAGGCUCCUGAUGGAAUAGAUUCUCCCCGCCCACCGCCUUCCCGACCUCUUGACAUCACAUCCCCACAGCUCUCAGAGAAGUCUUUCAACGACACCUCGGUGGUAUCGACGCCUGGCCCUAGCACUCCACAGAGCCUGAGGGUGACUUUGCAUACCAGGAAGAGCAAAAGACUUGUGAGGAAGGGUGGCAAGAAGAAGAAAUCAACGAUUUCACGUAAAAAUGAGCUUCAGGACAAAAAGGAAGACGACUCAGCGCCUCCUUCCUACGAGAUGGCAAUGCAGCAGGUUAACCAGGGGGAGGCACUCUCCUCCCGGCCAGCUGACCUGCCAUCCACCACCGAUGCUGCCAGUCAAGUCAACGAAAGCACCCAAACAAAUAUUAAUUCGGAACUGAUGCAGGAUUUGUCGCCAAUGGAACGGCUGAGAGCUGCGAAGGAAAUGUUCCAGCGGAUAUCUAGAGCUGAGGAAUUAGACAAGAUCUCCGUGGCAAACAAGCCAGCAGUGAGACGCCCGGCUGCACCUGCAAGCAAAACCAAACAUAACAGAACACUGCUUGCUGGUAGCAGUAUUACUCGAGGAACUGUCAAGGCUAGGAAAGCCAUGUUACUGAAGGCUCAGAAACUUCGACCUGACUGUGACUGUAAUGGAGCGUGUUCCUGUGCUCACUUCAAACAAGAAAAUUCCAAAGAUGAGAACUUUAUCCCUGGAGGAGUUAAGUCUAAGGUUCAUUAUUUUUUAACCAUUGAAAAGAGUACGAAGAAGAGAGAAACAAACAUCUCUGUUGGAAAAACUAGUGUUGACUCCAAACUAGAAAGCGAUAAUACACUUCAAAAAUAUUCGUCAGAACGUAAUUCUAGCCUCAAAAAGAGGCAACUGAUUAGAAACCAAUCGGCUCCCUCUCUUGGCCACAUUCGUCAGACAGACUUAGAUAUUUACUUCUCUCAGAAUGAAACCAUUGCCUCUUCAUCAGUGAAGGAAUUGGAGCAGCCGCUCAUCACUCCAGUGAACGGCUCUCUACGACCUACAAUUAGUGCCGCUAAUUGCCUUAUGGAUGGCGAAGACUCGUCGGAAGAGAAAGUUAUUCCAAGCAUCAGAAAGCGUGUUCAGUUGUACAAUGAACUGUCCAGAACGCCAUCUUGUUCGUCAUCAAUAUCACGGCAGUGUUCUCCAUCACCGUCUCGUUCUCACAUAAAUGUCUUAAGGGAAAACUUAGUUAAGAGGCACGAUUCAGAAGAAUCACUUGAAGACGUGCCAAGCUUAAUGUGCAUAAGGAGCAUAAACAACUCCGCCUGUGAGGCUGUCCAACCAGGAUUCGUGAAAGAGGCUACGGUCAAAUUCGUAACUGCUUUUAACCAAGAAAUUCGUUCCAGACUACAACUAAAAGACUCCGAAGACUGGAACGAGGGCUCUGACUCUCCUCCCCCUAUCAACAUUCCUUACCUCAACCUUAAAAACGAGGAGGCGAACACUCCAGAUAUUGGUGAUAUAGAAACAUUAUCAUUACCACCGCUAAAACAGGAAGAAGCAGAGUCAUUAGAGUUGUGGGCUUCAAGCUCUCAGGGUAAACCAGACUUACAAGAUGAGACAGAGAAUGCAAGUGAGGGUGAACUUCCUUCACAAGUUUCAGGGGCUGUCCCAAAAAGGACAGCUGUGAUCGCUGUAAAUAAUUCGAAAGAUUCUGGGUUAAUGAAUAGUCGAGGCCAAAUAAUUGUCAUUAAGAAGGAGAAUCGAGCAAAACAGAGAAGUAUUCAAGAGAAAAAACAUUUCAAAAAGCUAGACCUGACAAACGUAUGCAUGUCAUCAGAUGACGAAGAGGAAAUGAACGAAGAUCCUGGACAGUGCUGGAGAGAAAAUAAGAGCGAUGACCAGAUUAAAAGGCUUUUCUCAGAAGAGGAUUUAGUUGUGAUUAACUUAAACUCUUCCACUACUUCCCCCAUAUAUUCAGAGGACGACUCUCAACCGCCAUCCCUCCAGCAGAGUGGAAAUUGGCAACCAGGGGAUCAACAGGUGUCAGGUGAACACAACUUAAGCGAAACGCUGAAUGAAACGAUUAAUUCUGACAGCUGUGCCGGCAAAGAAAAUAGUGGAGAAGGAAAGCCCUGUCAGAGACACUCCAUUGAUUUACUGGCCGUCGCAGAAUGCACCAUGGUAACGGAAAGCACAUUACUUCCAGAACUCAAACCUCAAAGGAAAAUCCCGAUUCCAUCUCCCCGAGGAUCGAAAAUUGCUUCUAUUACCUCUACAACAACAGGCAACGAACCAUCUGUCCGUCAUCGAACAUCAGAAAGUCACUUGGUUUUUCCGUCUGCUACAGAACCUGCUGAGGAAAUAACACCACCUUUCCAAUCACCUUCCCUGGCUCCUACUGUGCCCUCCAUUGUAUCCUCUCUUCCUGAGCACACGGUUGAUUCUUCAAUGUACACUUCCACACAUAGUCCUCUUCCCACGAUGCUUAGCCCCCAGCUGAUUCGCAGUGGCAUCAUUAAAAUACAGACGGGACCCACUAACCUCACUUGGAACUACAUAUAACAAAAAAGUUAUUAACCAAAUCAUUAUCCACCAUGACGUCAACCAAACCACUAUAAAGUACUAUGACGUCAACCGUGACACUGUAGACCAAACUACUAUCCACAAUGACAUUGCACAUUAUCUACCAUGACAUUACAGAACAACCCCCUAUCCAUCAUGAUGUUGACUAAAUCCUUAUAUGACACCGUAAAUCAAACUGUUAUCCACAAUGACAUUGUAGCCUAAACCAUUAUUUACCCUGACACUGUAGACCAAAACACUAUAUGCCAUGACACUGAAGAUGUGUGUGUAUAUUCACCUGUUCACGCUCCCCUCUUUCUCAGCUCCUGACCCUGCCUGUUACACCAGCCGCUACUGGGUUCAUUCUCUUCUGGCUUCUUGAGCCCCAUACCCCUCAAGGAAGGUUCAUUGACGUUGGUGGGGGGCUCUUGAUCUAGGGAAUUGUAUCUGUGCUCCAGUUCCUUGAAUUAAGCCUGAAUACCUUCCACAUCCCCUCACAGGCGCUGCAUAAUCCUACUAGUUUAGCGCUCCCCCUUGAUUAUAAUAAUAGAGCCCCAUUAUAUAUUUUCUUAAAGGUGUGUAUAGUUUCUGCCUAACCACUUAGUUGUCCAAAACAUUCCAGUUCCUAACCACUUUGAGACAAGAAAGGCUUCCUGACAUCUUUGUCACUUUUUUUUUUUUUAAGUCUGUGCCGUUGUGCACCUGUUUCCUGCCUCUCGAGCAGCUAAUUCUUGUCCACUAUCAAUUCCUCUGAGUAUUUUGUAUGUCGUUAUCAUGUUUCCUCCUGGUCAUCGUCCUCUGAUCUCGUCAGGUUUAAUUCCUUCAGUCUUUCCUAGUAACUGAUACCUCUUAGCUCUAAGAAUAGCCUCGUUGCGAAUCUUUGUAGUUUUUCCAGUUUCUUAACAAGCGUAUCAGGUGAGGGGAGUCCAUGAUUCUGUAUACUUCUAGUCUGGUAUAUGCCAUAUAUAGUACGAAUUAUUCUUUAAUGAGAUUCCUAAUAGAUGAUCUUAGAUUUGCCAAACGCGUUAUAUAUGCUGCAUUAUUAUAAUAAUGGAGCGCUAAACCCGUAGGGAUUAUACAGCUCCUGUGGGGGAGGGAGGGAUGGAAAGUAUUCAGGCUCAAUUCAGGGAACUGGAGCAGAGAUCCAAUUCCCUAGAUUAAGAGCCCCUCACCAGCGUCAAGGAACCUCCCUUGAGGGGUACAUAUGUUGCAGAGGUUAUUUAUUGAUUUAAGGUGCGCUGUAGGCGAUAUACUUUGUGUUAUGCACAUUCCAAAGUUCUCCGUGAAUAAGUUUUGUCCCCUGAACAUGUACUUUGUUUCUGGUCUUUGUUUGCCCAUCCACAAUUUUCAUAAUUUUGUACGUACUUGUUUUGGUUGAAUUCCAGUCCUGCACCUUGUCCCAGUAGGUGUGCUCUUGUGAGGAGGGGGGGGUAGGGGGGGGGGAGUACGAACGAACCCACAAGAAGAAAGUAUAAAUAUUAUAAUUCUCUACUUUAUCUUCACCUAAGACCCUCUUUAGCAGGUCUCAACUGAGGAUAGCAAUAAUGAUAAUCUUCUCAUCUGUCUUACUUCUGAGUGUCAUUUGUACCAAUGACCAAUGUUUCUUGCACAUUUGUAGUGGAAUGUAUACAUUAUUAACAUCUGUAUUUUUUCUAGCUGUCUUGAUUCACGUAUACCAAUCUAUAUUUGUUAGUGGUUUCGUGACAAGAUGAAUAUUUGGAAAGAUAAUUCCAAAAAGUAAUUAUGAUAUGCUUGUAAUGAAUACAUGAAUAAAAAUUUAUGCCAUGAAUUCGUGAGAGUAUUGCCUAUAUAUUUUGUCUACAGUUUGUUAAAUCUUGCUUUAUUAACAUAAAAAGUUACUUGCCCUUGUAAUGAGCUCUUAAUUAAAACAUUUAUACGAUGAA
Messenger RNA from Cherax quadricarinatus, 7630 nucleotides. It is a transcript of the gene Culd, whose product is annotated as CUB and LDLa domain. Gene Ontology annotation, molecular function: protein binding. The record is from RefSeq and is a predicted model, not a curated record. Lineage: Eukaryota; Metazoa; Arthropoda; Malacostraca; Decapoda; Parastacidae.